Messenger RNA from Exophiala mesophila, 4387 nucleotides. RefSeq lists its product as uncharacterized. Gene Ontology annotation, molecular function: oxidoreductase activity, acting on the CH-OH group of donors, NAD or NADP as acceptor; NAD binding; NADP binding. The transcript has 2 exons. Lineage: Eukaryota; Fungi; Ascomycota; Eurotiomycetes; Chaetothyriales; Herpotrichiellaceae. The record is from RefSeq and is a predicted model, not a curated record. Bases 2069 to 2983 code for a protein of 304 amino acids.
CUCUGCGGGCCUUCUCUCGUCUAUUGUGACGUCGCUGACUUUGAGCCCCCAGUGAAAGGUUUGUUGACCAGCCGGGCUGCCGAGCAUUGAUACAAAGUCGCCUAGAACCUGAGGUGUAGGGACAUUGUCGGUAGCAAGUCUCGAAGCGUCCGCGGAAGGAGAAUCUGACACCAUGCCACGAGUCACAUGGGCAAGGAAUGCAUAGCCUGCUUGCGAUGCUUGACGACACAGAUCGAGCCACAACUGUCCAAAGGCCAUCGUCCGGACAUUUUCGGGUGGCACAUACCAUCCGAACUGUGGGAAGAUGGCCAAAAUAAAAUCUCGAGCUUUGGUGGUCUGCCGCAUGCUGUUGAGAUGGACGUCAAUUUCUGCUAUCCCGGAACGUCGUCGAUGUCGGUCAACAUCAGCGGUCUUGCGAGUCACCACGCCGUUGUGCAGGAAGGCGUGGACGAAUUCGUUGUACUCUUGGUCGGAGCCGUCUUGAUCAACACCAUAUGAGAUCCAAGAGUAGGCUGUCGCCUGCAAAUGGUCCGUCAGCUGUUUGAAGCGAGUUGCGUAGCCCCACAAAUCGUCCUCAACAUCGAAGUCUUCAUGUUCAACAUGACCACAGAUGGUAAACUGAAUGGUAUCAGAGAGAACAGCCUCCUGCAGGACCCACAGUCGGUCAAACCAGGGCUCUGCCAAGGGAUGAAAGUAGUGAGAAGUCCUCAUGUGUCUUUGGAAGUUCUCUCUCGCUCCAUUCAUCCAGGUGUUGCCAUCGGCAGUCAUGGCAUCGGCACAGCAUUUGGCGAAACCCCCAGGCUCACGGAUCACAAUGGUUUUGGCGGCACCUCUGUAGAUAUUGGGGAUAUGGCGAACCACCCGAAUCCGUUCGUCUGGCACGGCUUGGUCGACGCAGAGGAUAUCCAUCCAGAAGAACUCACGACCAACAAGCUGUUUGAAUUCGUCUGCCAGAAAUGCGGCCUUGUGCGGUGAGGCAAGCACUUUCCAAGGGAUAUUGGGUAUGUCAUCCCUCCACUCAGCCUUGGCCCAGAUGUGUGAGAUGGCAAGGUACCGAGUUGUAUCGAUAUCAACAUCAUGUCUUUCGACAAGCCCAUCGUCUUGGAACUGGCACAGAGUAAGGACGGUCAUAUUGAUUAGACAGAAUUGCGACCUGAAGCGAACAGUUUUGACAGAUUGAGUACCAUGAUGAUAAGAUGGUUCUGUCGAUCAGCCUGCUUUUUUAUAAGGCAGGCAGAGUCAGAGUCCCCAUGACUCAGUGACAACACGAGGCAGUGGUUCAAUUGAUUCGACAGCCAGAGUGCUGAACAAGAUACCCUGUUUACGAGGGGGGAAGAAACACGGGCUGUGCAGAAGCAUCAAAGAUUCAACGAGACCCGUCAUGAUUGGCUGCUAUCGCCUUCCAGCUCUGGUUCAGCCGUACUGAAUUUAAGUAAAAAGAUCGGGCUGUUGUUGGACAAUGAGCCAGUCGACAUUGGAUCCCGUUGAUGAUGGUUGUCGAUAAUGUGUUGCUUGUGUUCGCUUUACUGUUGGUAUCCUGAUGUCAGUCAAGGAAAAUCUGGUGGGAGGCUUGGGGUUGAUCCGGAGGUGGGGCACCUGAAGAAAUAGGUAAGACUUUUAACUAAUGGCGUUGUCUCUAGGCACUAUGAGUGCCUGAAGGAAGCGCACAAGGGCCUAACGAGUGCCGAGGCCGAUUCCCCACCAUUCACCUUGUGCAUACUCAUGUGGCCGGCCAUACAAACCAAGCAAUUUGACCCAUGCACGUCCAUGUUUUCGGUUUAACACCCACCAUCACCACCACCACCACCACCACAAUUCAGCCUCCGACUUCAACCUGUUGUGGGGACAUCUCCGCAUCCAGAGUUCUUUCCGUGACACGCUCCAUAAUGCUUACAAUAACGAGUUCAUCCGCAAUCAAUCUCAGGUGGGUAGUAUAUUAGCAGACAUUGCUUCAUCCUGUUCAGCGCGCUGGGUCAAUUCUUUCUGUGGAUUACCUUAAUCGUACCUUCGAGACGAGAGCCAGUACCACUUACCAUCCGCAAUCCCCUUCUAACACCUCACUCUCACAAUGGCACCACAACUAGCAUGGCUGGGACUGGGCAACAUGGGUAGGGGUAUGUGCAAGAACCUCGUGGAAAAGGGAAACCUUUCGCAUCCUCUCAUCAUUCACAACCGCACCGUCAAAAGAGCCCAAGAACUAUCGGCCAAAAUCGGACACUCUGUUGUUGCCUCUUCUAUACGAGAGCUCGUCUCCAAGGCCGACAUCAUCUUCUACUGCCUUGGAGAUGACCCUGCCGUCUUGUCCACUCUCGAUGAGAUCCUCCAGUCCGAUGUCACAGGCAAGGUCUUGGUCGACUGCAGCACAGUACACCCUGAUACAACCACCAAAGAGGCGGAACUGAUUGAGAACAAAGGUGCCAGCUUUGUGGCAUGCCCAGUGUUUGGUGCACCAGCCAUGGCUGAUUCGGGUAACUUAAUCUGCGUCUUAGCUGGAAAAGUUGAAGCUGUGGACAAGGUCAAGCCAUUCUGCAAAGGAGUCAUGGGCCGAGAGAACAUCGAUUUCUCGGGUCAGGAACCUCGAAAGGCCACUCUGCUCAAAGUCCUCGGUAAUACCUUCGUGGUCAGUAUGAUUGAGACUCUGUCUGAAGGCCAUGUGGCAGCGGAAAAGACAGGGCUCGGGGUCAAAGAGCUUCACCAGUUUAUCGAGAUCAUGUUCCCCGGACCCUAUACAGCAUACUCGAACCGCAUGCAAUCGGGAGACUACUAUCAACGAGACGAACCUUUAUUUGCAGUCGACUUGGCCAGAAAGGACGCCCGUCACGCCAUGGAUCUCGUCAGCAAAGCCGGUGGUCGGAUGAAGAAUGUCGAACUAGCUGACUCAUACCUCAAAGUGGUCAAAGAAGUCCAAGGAGAGAAGGGCGACAUUGCCGGAAUAUAUGGAGCCAAGAGAGUCGAGGCUGGCUUGCCCUUUGGGAACCAGUAACGGUAAGGGACCACCAACAUCGGGGCUGAAAUGGUGGUUACAGGGAUCUACUUACUCCUCCCGUGCUUUGUGUUGGCUGCUGAGUAGACUUUGGGGAGCUUUGGUACCAGAACAUGUCACAGCUUUGCACCGUCGUUGUUUCUUUGCAUACACGGCACACCACCAAUGCUUGUCUCACGGCAAUGCAGAGCUCCAGAUCAAGAGAAGAACAUGAUCCACCAACCACUAGCGGAUUCCAAGAGCGAUCGGUGUCGAUCUCUGCAGCUGCGGUAAUCCCCGUCGCGGGCAAGAUGUUUAACGUGGGAAGCCUCCUUUCUUACCAACGCCUCACUUUCAAACACUCGACUAUCAUGAUUCGUGCUCUUAACAAUGUUCCAGUUACCUCAAAGAGAAAAAGAAAGGAGAGGAACAAAGAACCUCCGGAUCCCCACGCAAUUUGAUUUGUUUUCUCGUUGGUCACACCAUGUUCUGACCUCGACCCAACCAAGUCAUCGUCUGAGAGUGAAAGCCUUGGCUUUCCUUCAAUGACAAAGCUACGGAUCGACCGAAGCACUUGUGGAACCCAAGGAACGCUUGCACGAACAAACAAGUGACAGGAUUUCCAGAAUCGUCUUCUUGAAACCGAUGCCCAACCAUGACACUAGGAGAUGUUGAGACGAGCCAGAUUUAGCGUUGAUCAUCAACCUAUCCACUCUUGUACAGUAUCGACAUGCCACGCCCACUCCACGGCCACACGGCAUGCACCGUCCUUUCUCGCUCUCUCGUGCCACAUCCUGCUCCAUGAUUCAAUUGUGGGUCGUCCAAACUUGUUCUUCUGACUCCUUGCCGAUGGUGGUGGUGGUGGCGGUACCCACCUCCCCACUCGCAACUGGGGUUCGGUCUCGAUGUUUUCUACUGCCAAUUGCCCAAGAUCCCUCCCCUCGCGUUCGCGAAGAGUCAGCCUCAUUCCCAAGCAUGAGGUUGCACUUGUCACAUCACAUCCCCCCUUGCAUCAUCACCUUGCUGCCUUGGUUGGUGCUCGGUACCGAGCCGGCAACGCCCUUACUACCAGUCUUCGCUACGUCUCCAUUCACGACCCCAGCGCCGGCGAUGGAUCCCCUCCCUGCCCGUGGUGCCUCCGUCACUAUGUACUUUAUGUAUGUACGCUGACCCAUCCGAGUACAGUAAUAAAGUACUAUCAGCACCCACUCAAGUAGGUACAAACGUCAGUGAACAUGCCCUGAUGUGGGUCAUGGUCUCAUCGGCGCAGACUUCGACCUUUGUGGUGUCCGAUACGUCCCCAUGACCAGCUGCUGAAUCAUCUCCGCCAGGUGCCUACAGUUCGAGGUCAACGGGCGUGGUUAAAGGGCCUUUCUCAUUCUAUGCGCCGCGGGAAUUAAAACCAAUUACAAGGCAGCAUCACCC